AGAGGCUCACUUCUUAACAAGUCAAGCUCCCACCGACGAGCACACAGCCGGGCUUGUUUCUGCAGCACAAUUUGUGGAAGUAGGAGCGGAACUGUCUUUACUCAGUCCGUAUUGUAUUAACUCCACCCGGGGAAGAAGACAACGACCCUCCGGUCUGCACUUGUUUGAAGAGGCUGCAAACAAACAUUUGUCACCGGACACCUGCUGUCACUCGGGACCAUGCAGCUCCCCUCGCUGCCGUCCUGGUUCCUGCUCACCUGCUCUCUGGUGCUGUUGUUCGGGUCCUGUGAUCCAGCACCGACCUCAGAGCAGUCCAGGCUGGUGUUGAUGGAGCAGUUUAGCCGCCCCGAGGUCGGAUUUAACUGGAGGAAUGUCACUUGCCCCUUGUGCAAAGCAGUGUUUACCAUCCUUGAUAUCGCCCUUUUGAGUGACACCAACGAAGAGCGAGUGGCGAGUGCAGUGAGAGAGGUGUGUAUCCGUCUCCACCUGGCUGAUGAGCAGGUGUGUCGACAAAUAACGGAGUUGUUCAGGGGCGACUUCAUCCGGGCCCUGCAGCAGUCCUUCCUGUGGCCCACUGAAGCGUGUGCCCUGCUGGUGGGGCCGUCCUGCGGCAAAUUUGACAUCUACGCCCCCUGGAACCUCACCCUGCCGAAGGUCCCUAAACCUCCUGUUACACCACCCUCUCCUCCCAAACCUGGAUCUCCACAGAGCAGAGUCCUGUUUCUAACUGACAUCCACUGGGACCAGGAGUAUGCAGUGGGCAGCGUCGCAGACUGCAAUGACCCUCUGUGCUGUCGUGCAGACUCGCGCGCUCCCAAGUGGAGGCGCAGGGAAGCGGGGUUCUGGGGAACCUACAGUAAGUGUGACCUGCCUCUGAGGACCGUGGAGAACCUUCUGGAGAACGCUGCCAGAGACGGACCCUGGGACUGGGUCUACUGGACCGGAGACAUCCCAGCGCACAAUAUUUGGUCUCAAACCAGGAAACAGCAGCUGUCGGAGCUUACUGUCAUCUCCAGGCUCAUCCACAAAUACCUGGGACCCAAUGUGACAGUGUACCCUGCUAUAGGGAACCAUGAGAGCACACCAGUGAACAGCUUCCCCCCGCCCUUUGUUCAUGGCAACAGGUCCAUGUCCUGGCUUUACGACACGAUGGCAGAGGAAUGGUCCGCAUGGUUACCAGAGCAGGCUUUGAAAACUUUGAGAUACGGAGGCUUCUACACAGUGGAGAUUCAGCCUGGUCUGAGGCUGGUCUCUCUCAACAUGAACUUCUGUGCUCGAGAGAACUUCUGGCUGAUGGUGAACUCUACAGAUCCUGCUAACCAGCUGCAGUGGCUGGUCCAUAUUCUCCAGGACAGUGAGAACAAGGGAGAGAAGGUUCAUAUCAUCGGUCACAUCCCACCGGGCCUCUGUCUUGGCAGCUGGAGCUGGAACUAUUAUCACAUUAUAAACAGAUAUGAAAAUACAAUUUCUGGGCAGUUCUUUGGCCAUACACACAUGGAUGAGUUCGAAAUGUUUUAUGACGAGUCGACAAUGAGUCGCCCAUUAGGAGUGGCUUUCAUUGCUCCCAGUGCCACUACUUACAUCAAUCUUAACCCAGGUUUCCGUGUUUAUUAUGUGGAUGGGAAUUACAAAGACAGCUCUCGGUUUGUUCUUGACCAUGAAACCUACAUCCUGAACCUCACAACGGCAAACCAAAGUCCAGGAGCGCCGAGUACCCCGGAGCAGAACCCCAAAUGGACCCUGCUGUACCGCGCCACCGAGGCCUACGGUCUGACCAGCCUCUUCCCGUCUGACUGCGACGGGCUGAUGCGGACCUUCGUCAACGAUGACCGCAGCUUCCAGAAGUUCUGGUACUACAGACAUAAAGGGCACGUGUCGGAGGCCUGCAAGGAGACGUGCAAAACUACAGUGUUGUGCUUCCUGCGCAGCGGGCGCUACGACGAGCUGGAGCAGUGCGACUUCCUCAACGGCUUUAAAGGAGAGAUGGCCCGCGCUGCCAGAAAAACCCUCUGUUGACCUAAGGACGUUUGGACUUAAUGUGUGGGUGAGGGAAAAGCAAUAUGACCAAAUGUGAAAAAGAGCUGAAAAGAGGAAAGACCUUUUUCCCUGGUGGGUCAACAGGGAUUGUUUUUGUUGAAAAGUAUAAAGACUAUUCUCACAAUUGUCAAGGGUUUUGUCGACCUGACUUUAUGUUCUCAGUUGGUCUUGUAUUAUCAGUAAUGUUUUUACAAAGAUUGUCACAGCCUUGGGUUUGUUAAAAGCUUUUUUGUAAAGACGGGUUUUGUUUACUUGAAGUUAGGUCAGGGUUGUCAUGACUUUAAUUAUAUUGUACUGACUGGGUGCCUUGUAUCAGGAAAAAUGUGUUAAACAUAUCUCCUUAUCGAACAUAAUGCAACUUUAAAAUGCCUUUCUACUAGAGAAGAUUCAUCAUGUUUAUCAAUGUUAAAAUCCUUGAGAUGUAUCAAGAUUAAGGGCUUCAUGACAUCUCAAGACUUCCAAUGAAAUAUAAAUGCUUUCUUGUAAAUUGUAAAAAAUAACAGGAACUUGUAUUUUGGGCUGUCCCACCCUUUAAAGGUUGUAAAGGAAAUCAAUAGUCCACUUUAUGUAUUGCACCUGGUGUAUUAAUGGAUCUCCGCCUUUAUUUCUCAGGUUUGAGCUUGGCAGAGUUGCUAUGCAGCACACAGUAUCUUCACCCAAUCAUUUUGACUCCUCAUCAGCACCUGUGGAUUUAGGUUGUUAAAUUAUUUACUUAUCACCAUCUGCCUCAGCAUAGACGCCUGUAAACCCUAACAGUAUUUGUCAUUAAGGUUUACUUCUGUCUGCACUUUAUUUGUUGUCUAACGUACAGGUUUGAUAGACCCAAAGUGGGACAAGCAUUGGAAGGCUUUCAGCUCUUGGUUUGCAACCUGUGGUGUGACAUGUAAUGCAACUUGUACAAUGAGCAAUGAUUUAAAGAAUGUAUUAAUUAUGAAUAAAAUAUGUAUUUGGAGA
Molecule: messenger RNA, 2991 nt
Organism: Trematomus bernacchii (emerald rockcod)
Lineage: Eukaryota; Metazoa; Chordata; Actinopteri; Perciformes; Nototheniidae
Gene: smpd1
Product: sphingomyelin phosphodiesterase 1
Exons: 9
Coding region: 220-2016 (598 amino acids)
Biological process (GO): sphingomyelin catabolic process; ceramide biosynthetic process
Cellular component (GO): lysosome
Molecular function (GO): acid sphingomyelin phosphodiesterase activity
Source: RefSeq, a predicted model, not a curated record